Molecule: messenger RNA, 945 nt
Organism: Gigantopelta aegis
Lineage: Eukaryota; Metazoa; Mollusca; Gastropoda; Neomphalida; Peltospiridae
Product: iron-sulfur protein NUBPL-like
Exons: 10
Coding region: 1-945 (314 amino acids)
Biological process (GO): iron-sulfur cluster assembly; mitochondrial respiratory chain complex I assembly
Cellular component (GO): mitochondrion
Molecular function (GO): 4 iron, 4 sulfur cluster binding; ATP binding; ATP-dependent FeS chaperone activity
Source: RefSeq, a predicted model, not a curated record
AUGACAACGCCCAUUCAUGAAUUUCUGAUAGCAAUGUUCUUGUCUUUAGCCGUACGCAGAUGUCUUACGAUAUUGAGAGAGACAAAAACAUUUUUAUCUACAGUUACUGGACAAGAGGAAUUAGCUAAGAGAGGACUACCUCAUAAAUGGCCUGUUGCUGGAGUCAAACACGUGGUAUUAGUAGCAUCAGGUAAAGGUGGAGUAGGAAAGUCAACGACUGCAGUCAAUUUAGCAUUAGGAAUGUCUGUUGUUCAGAGGGGGUUAUCUGUUGGAUUAUUAGAUGCUGAUGUGUAUGGUCCCUCUCUUCCUAAAUUGAUGAAUUUAUCUGGACGUCCAGAGCUCUCACCACAAGAUAGAAUGAUUCCAUUGGUAAAUUAUGGCAUCAAAUGUAUGUCAAUGGGAUUUUUAGUAGAGGAAUCAGCUCCUAUUGUUUGGAGGGGAUUAAUGGUGAUGUCAGCUAUUCAGAAAUUACUUAGACAAGUGGACUGGGGAGAACUAGAUAUACUAGUUAUUGAUAUGCCACCUGGUACUGGUGAUACACAAUUAACUAUAACACAACAGAUCCCUAUAUCAGGUGUUGUCAUAGUAACCACACCUCAAGAUUUAGCAUUGGAUGAUGCCACACGAGGAGCAGAAAUGUUCCGAAGAGUUAAUGUUCCUGUAUUGGGUGUGGUCGAAAACAUGAGUGGAUAUAUAUGUCCAAAAUGUGGACAUUUGUCUAAUGUUUUUGGAAUGGGUGGAGCUAAAAAGAUUGCCCAACAGAUAAAUGUGGAGAUUUUAGGGGAAGUUCCACUUGACCUAAAUAUUUGUAAGACGUCAGAUAAGGGUCAGCCCAUAGUAGUGUCUAGACCCUCUAGUCCACAGGCUACUGUGUAUAAAGAUAUUGCUACAAGAGUUCUUGAAUUAUUACCAUCAUAUCAGGACCCCUUCCCACAAAGACAAUAA